Messenger RNA from Malania oleifera, 1951 nucleotides. Its product is annotated as jasmonate-induced oxygenase 2-like. Bases 71 to 1102 code for a protein of 343 amino acids. Gene Ontology annotation, molecular function: dioxygenase activity. NCBI's taxonomy places the organism in Eukaryota, Viridiplantae, Streptophyta, Magnoliopsida, Santalales, Ximeniaceae. The record is from RefSeq and is a predicted model, not a curated record. The transcript has 3 exons.
UUACCCACCUUUUAUUUUUGUCGACUUAGCUUUGAGCAGCAGCCUGAAACUUCUACUGGCUACAGCAGCCAUGGGAGAGGUCGAUCCUGCCUUCAUCCAAGACCUGGAACACAGGCCUAGUCCCAAAUUCAUCGAAGCCGGAGGAAUUCCGUUGAUCGAUCUCUCGGCGGCGAAUUCUCCCGACACUCUGUCGAACCCCCGCACGAUCGCCGGCCUCGUUGCCGAGAUAGGCGAGGCGUGCGAGAAUUGGGGAUUCUUCCAAGUAAUCAACCACGGGGUGCCGGCGGAGAUUCGCGAGAGGAUUGAGAACGCGGCGAGGGAGUUCUUCGCGCAGCCGGCGGAGGAGAAGCGGAAGGUGAGGAGGGACGAGAGGCAGGCGUUGGGGUAUUACGACACGGAGCACACCAAGAACGUAAGGGACUGGAAAGAGGUGAUUGAUUUUAUUGCGAAAGUUCCGACGGUGAUUCCGGCGUCGCACGAGGCCGAUGAUCGGGAAUUGAAGGAGCUGGUCAAUCAGUGGCCGGAGUAUCCUCCUGACCUAAGGGAGGUAUGCGAAGAAUAUGGAGGAGAAAUGGAGAAACUGGCUUUCAAAUUGCUAGGACUCAUCUCCCUGAGCUUGGGGUUGCCGGCAGACAGAUUGAAUGGCUUCUUCGAAGACCAUACCGCCUUCAUGCGGCUGAAUCACUACCCUCCCUGCCCAGCUCCUCACCUGGCUCUGGGCAUCGGCCGCCACAAGGAUUCGGGUGCGCUCACCGUCCUUGCUCAGGACGACGUCGGUGGCCUUGAAGUCAAGCGCAAGGCAGAUGGAGUGUGGGUUCUCGCCAAGACCACGCCCGAUGCCUAUAUCAUCAAUGUCGGUGAUAUUGUUCAGGGGAAUUAUUGGAAGCUAAAACCGGCAUCGUUUUGUAAUUUGCGCGUAAAGCUUUCGUUCGAGCUCCAAUUGAGACAAUUCGAAAUUCAAGAGAACGCAAAGGGGGUGCUCUAUGACUUUCGUGUUUCGAACUUCAAGAGAUACGUACGGGCUUUAGGAUUAUCAAAAGUGGGCAUACUCUCUAGGAAAGAAAAAGAAGAAACACGAAGAAAAAAAAAAGAAAAAAAUUAAAAUAAAAAAAAGUUUUGAUUUGACCCGGCCAUGCAGCCGGGUCUUUGUGGGUGUACGCGGGUAGGUCUCUUCCCCCCCUCGCCUAUAUAUAUAUAUAGGAGAGUUGAAAGAGGGUUCAGAGAGAGAAGAAAGGAGAGGAGAUGUGCGUGAGGGAGAGAAGGAAGAAGAGAGAGCUGGGGUUGUCUAUUGUGUAAGAGAAAGAAUAUAUAUAUCUCCUUUCUUCUCUUUUUGAACUCUCUUUCAACUCUCCUCUCCUUCUUUCUAUCUCCUCUCCCUUUCCUUCCUUUUUCUUCCCCUUUCCUCUUCUCUCCCUUCUCUCCCUUAUCUUCUCACGAACCCCUUGCUCCAAGAGGUCUGCUACUCUACUUCGGCCAGUUGCUGCCACUGCUGCUUUGCUCUGGCCAGUCACUGCUACUGCCUCCCUCUUCUUCUUCGUCUUCUUCUUCUUCUUCUUCCUCUACUACUCCACGGCCUGCUGCCACUCCUGCCCUUGCUGCUAUAGGAGGAAGACCCGAGAGGAUCCUCUUGCUGUCAACUAUGCUUGGCUGCUGUGUUGUUGAGGAGGACUCCACCAUUGCUACUGUGAACAAGCUCUGCUCCUUCUGUGGUUGUUGAAGACCCGAAGGCUACACCAGCAACUGCCACAGCCAAGUUGUUCCUCCUUCCAAUCGUCAGCAAAAAUCGAAGCUUCCUUAAGCUACCAUGGCUGAUGUUGCAUCCUUCCACACGGGCAAAGAAUAAAAAACUUUCCUUUCUUUUUUAUUUAUUUUUUAUUUCCUUUAAGUAGUUUAAAUCUUGGUUGACUAUUAAUUAAUUUAUUAGAGUUUCCUUUAAAGUUUUAUUUUUUUU